AUGGGGUCUGGAGGCUCCACGGAUUCAAAGAAAAAAGGUGAAGAGAAGUACAAGCCGGAGGAAGAUGCCACGGCCAGCGCGGAGGUGGCGCAGGCUGCAAAACCUCGACGCUUGAAGAAGGCUGCAACUCGAGCGCGGCUCGAGGAGCGCAGCACUUCACCUCGUCCCCCAGAUGCCGCAGACAAGGAGCCCACGGUUCCGGCCACUGAGGUGCGUCCUUGCGACAGCUGUGGUGAGAUGAGAAAAACAACCAACUUUUCCCGUGGUGACGAGUCCCAAUGGCUUUGUGCCGCUUGCCAGCUCACCAAUGGAGGUUUGGCCUUCGGCGCAAGACAAAAGCAGAAGAGGCUCAACGCGACCUCAGCGUUGAAGCCGCAACCUGUGUUUAGACGGCAGAACAGUGACAAGCAGCUCAGGAGCAAGCUGAGUGUCUUCUCGGAUGAUGACAGCGAAAACAGAUCAAACAUUGGAAGGGAGAGAAGGCGCGGCAGAUGUAAGACCAACAAUAACGACGCUGGUCUAGCGAGCAACAGCCUGGCACCCCCAGAUGCUGACAGCGGCACGCCGCAGAGAAGAGCAAAGCUGAUGCGGGCGAAUACCGCGAACCUUAGCGGUAUUGGCAAGGGGAGCACCGUCAGCAGCGAAGGGAGCCAGGCCAUGGAAGCGAAGGAAGUCUUGACGAGCGUCAAAGAGCCCAAGGCCGGUGAGCGGAAGAAGGCACCCGAGAAGCCUGGGUCGGCAGAGCUUUCCGACGGAGAGGGCGUCAAGGUGCCACCGCUGCCUCAGCGGACGUUGCCUGGCGGCUUCACAGUAGGCGAGAGAGCGGUGACGCUCAUUUCUAGAGAGGCACCGAAUCAGACGCUCAUCAUGGAAUUGGGCCAAGAGGGAAACAUUGUCGGUGCAGUGGAGCGUCGCUUCGGAGGCGAGGUGGACCUCCGCCUGCUAGUCCAGUUUCCUCGUGGAGUUUGUUGGUGGCUCUCGCCGCUCCAGAUCAGUCAGCCUGCUCAAUUUGGUGCAGCGCGCGCUGCCGGAAUAUUUGGAUUCAACUGGGGUAGCCGGGUGAAGUCUCUAGUGACUUUGCUGAACCCGCCCGCCGAGCAGCCACACCAGGAGUUGUGGCUGGGCGAUGAAGGUACGGUAGUCGGCCCAUCCGUGGUCAAAGGCAAGCUCGCUGUCCGCUUUGACAACGGCAUCGGCGAGUGGAGCAUAUGGCCCUGCCUCGUUUGCAAGACGGAGGCCUAUGAGGAGACCAUUCAAGAAAAGGUCCAGGGUUUUGCUCGGGGCGACCGCGUCCGAAGCUUGGGCCAAGUCUUCGGCUCUCGCAGCUUUGACGAGACCAGGCUAGCGGUGGCGGAAGGAGAAGAGGGCACCGUCGUCGGACCUGGUCAUGCUGCUGGCAAGGUCCUGGUGCACUUCGACGCUGACGAUCGAGUCUGGAGUCUGGAUCCGAAACAACUGGAAUCUACAUCGAGCUGUUUAUAA
Molecule: messenger RNA, 1482 nt
Organism: Symbiodinium necroappetens
Lineage: Eukaryota; Dinophyceae; Suessiales; Symbiodiniaceae
Source: the annotation of a GenBank genome assembly